GCCAGAAAUUAGACCUGCGUGUCUCCCACGUCGUUGGUCGUCGAAUCACGUGCUUUGGAAUUCUUACGCGACGUCAGAGCGACCGAGGCCUUCCUAGAUAUUCGAGACUCUCGAAAGCAGUCCACGUGUACGACACGCUGCGUGCCGUUAACGGAGCAUUCCGUGUGAUCGGAGCUCGCGGAAUUGGCGGAAGUUAUUACAUUUGGGAAUUCCGUCACGCAAAAACACUUUUGAGAAGAAAAAGCUACAGAUUCUUGAGAUACUCGAGAAUUCUCGUAUCGGUAAUAUAUUUCGGAGAGAUUAACGAGACGUUCAACUCUUUGGAAAUGUAUGUUGCGAGGCAAAAAGACGGAGAGAAAGAGUGACUCGCGAAAAGACCGGAAGUCAGUUGCGUAAUCACAUGUAUAUUCGCAAAAAUCGCAUGACGAUCUUCGCCGAGCGGAACCGAUUCUUUGGAAUUUUCAUAAUUUCAUAAAUUUUCGAAUAAACUCAGCUGGAAGUUUGCGUGAACAACUUAGGAAUAUUGCGGAACGAACGAGAUAUUAUUAAGUACGAUUGCUGGUGGUCCUUAAUUUUCGGCGGGUCGAGUUCUUCCGUGCUACGUGAUCUGGUUGUUCGCGCGACUACGGGCGCGCUUCGUGGGCGUGAGAAAAUCAGCCCGACCGACCGCCGACUGGCACGGAUACGGACAUUAUAAUCCAUCAGAGACCGGACCCUGUGCACACGAUCCCUGAUACGAAGGUUCUUCCUAUGCGAACGACUCGACAAAUUACCGGCGAAAGAUCGGAUUCGUAAUACGCGUCUGAAAAAUACAGCAAAUUUUCUUUUCCAUUGAGGAAAAAAAACAUUGCUGGUCGAUGCUGUGGCUUCGUCAUUCUCUGCACAACUUGAAUUGAAUGAGAAAGUUUUUGAUGCGACAAUCGAUUCUAAUCGUGAGUAAACUAAACGCACCAGACUCCGAGGCAGAUGAAAAUAGCACCGGGAAACAUGGAAAGCAAUGAGUAUCGGCGCGUUAUGCUGAACAGAAGGUCGAUCGCGCAAUUUUCUCCGUUGGAAAAUAAUUCGAGAAAUAGCAUCGUGAGUAGAAAACUGAAAAGCGAGAACCUUGACAGAAAUCUUCGCGUCACGUGACUUUUUCCCUAACGAAACAAUGACAUCCGCCGACUGGUCAAGAUCGCCGUAAGACUCGAAAGAACGAAGAGCGCGGAGAGUGAAAAAGUGUUUGCAUCGACGAACCCCCCCAGGCCCCAAGUUCACGACCUCUACGUACCAAGAGCAUCCCGAGAGUGUCUCGUGAGUGAGAACGGCGGUGGGCCGGGUGAGGGGGGUAAAUAAUAUCGGGGAAAAGUGAAAGAAGGGCGUGCGGGGAGACACGUGAGAAUCUGAGUUGGAACUUGACAGGAAUCUUUCUCCUCGCGCGUGCAACUCUUCGGCGGGCCGACGGCGCUCUUUUGCCGCAAUCGCGCGAGCCUCUCACCGCUCUCGUUCGCCGAUAACUACUUAUGAUCUCAAGCAAGAUGAUGCAUCGACAGCAGAGCGCCCAAUCGUCUUCAUCCAACGACGAGUUCGCGAUGUAUCCAUCGGCCGCGUACCAUUCUUCGUGUUCGACGCUACUUUCGUCGACAUCGACGUCAUCGUCGUCGUCGUCGUCGAGGUCGUCGUCCACGGGAUCGUCUUGCCCGUUCCUGGUGUCCGUCCUUACGUGGUCCUUAACGGUCAUGCUGAUCUCGUCCUGCAUCGGCUUGGGUGCGGACGCCGCCACCCUCAGCGGCCAUCCCCUGGGCAAAAGGUCAUUCUUCGACAUCCAGUGCAAGGGCGUGUACGACAAGAGCAUCUUCGCCCGUCUCGAUCGCAUCUGCGAAGACUGCUACAAUCUCUUCCGGGAACCGCAACUACAUAUGCUCUGCAAGAGAAAUUGCUUCAGCACACAAUACUUCACGAGCUGCAUCCAAGCGCUGCUGCUUGAGGACGAGAAGGAAAGGUUGGAGGAGAUGGUCGAGUACCUAGGUCGCAAGAAGUAAACGGGACAUAGUUGGAGCAACGACGCGCCGCACCACGAAGGAGACAUACACCAUACGACACACAUACGCACCCCCACACGUACAUACAGACACACAUACGCAAGCCUGAGAAGGAGGUCGAAGGAGAAGGAGAACGUGAUGUUCCUGUCUCGAAGAAGACGAAGAGGAGAACGAGGAGAAAAGAUUGCCGACACGUCGUCGUCGUACUACGAUUUUCGAGAACUUGGACGUUUUCGAAAUUCGAUAAACUAUCAUUCCACCUGGAAAAAGAGUCUAAAAGUACGGAGGACCAGGUGUCGCAUUGGAAAGCUGUGAACGAAAUGGCAAACACACCGAAUGCACGUAUUGAUCUCCGGAUUCAGGAAUAUUUUGUCGAGAUAUUUAAUUCAGGUGGUUGAGAAGAAUGCGAUUUAUUGAUCUGGAGAACGACGCGGUAGUACUUACGACGUCCACGAAAUUCGAGAAGACACGCGGAAAAAAGUUUCCGCUCGCAUUUGGAACAUGCGAUUUGUCUAUCGACUCGUGCUGUGACGCUAGUGCCCACUGACAAUGAGUAGAAAGUCGAAUAUCGUGGACGUCGUGCUAUUAGUAUGAGCGAGUAUUCGCGAGUAUUCGCGGUGCGAUGAGAGAAUAUGGCAGAGAAUGAGAGAAUUCAAAGAGAAAGAGAGAGGGAUGAAAAGAAAAAUAGCGAUCCUUCGCGGUGAGUCGCGUCGUUGCUUGACACGAUGAAGAACAAAGUUAAACAAUAACACUAAACAACGAGACACGAGAAGCGAAACGGUACGAUUGAGCCAUACAAACAAACAACAAACAGACAGACAAGACACAUACAGCGAAUCCAUACGAAUUCUAGUCGACAAAAUAUCUGCGCUCUCGCGCACCACGCCACUCGUUUUUAUUCGAUUAAUCAUUAAUUAUUAAUUAUUAAUCGUCGUCAUUCAUCACUACGUAGUAAUAAUGAUAAUCUAUAUUAUUAAUAUUAUUAUUAUUAUUAUCAUCCGGCUACUAUUAUGUCACGAUUAUAUUUUUUAUUACUAUCGCCAUCCUUCAUCGGUUCGUUGUUUAAUUAACGAUUGAGCCUUUAGUCGAGAUUAUAUAAAACACAUACACGCGACAGAGGCACUCGUAGAAGGUAUUGAUAGUUUGCUAAAUUCUAAAAUUUUUAAGUUGCAGGCAUAUAGUAAUGUCGUUAGAUAUACACGAAAAAAACACAUUAGGAAGAAAUAAAUGCACGAUUUCGAUCACGGGACGAUUAUUCGAAGAUUAAGAUUAUUAAGAUUCCUCUUUUUCGGCUAAGUAUUUUUCUUAAAACAUUUAAGGAAAGUAGAUAGGAGACCCGCCGGUCGUUCAAAUUACGACCGCCUUAUUAUUAAUAUUAUUAUUACUAUUAUGUUAUAGUAGAAUUAUUGUUGUUAUUAUUGCAAUUUAUGUUGCAACGCCUCCGCCCGGGUGAACGCACUGACGAGCACGGUGGAAGAAACGUUGGUGAUGUCAACGAUAUUCGACUCGAUUAUGCGACUCGAAUAUGAAUGUAUGCUGCACGCGCAACAUUCUCAAAAGAGCUUAAGGAAAGAAAGAGAUGGAUAAAGAGGUCUUCCUGCAAUUUAUUUGCUGGACACGAGCAACAUUGACAAACAACAAUAGACUUUCUUCCUCCGUAUUCGGCCGGUGUAGUACUCGCGAACGGCGAGUCGAUCGCGCAUAAAACGCGUAAUAUUUAUUUAUUUUUUCACGUUCUUAAGUUAUAUAAGCGACACGUAGCGAAGCAAAAGUAUUAGCGCGCGUACCUAACUGAGAGAGAGAGAGAGAGAGAGAGAGAGAGAGAGAGAGAGAGAGGAGGAGAGAGAGAGAGAGAAGUGCGCGCGUCCUCAAAGCCAAUGUCCAAUUGGAUGAUUGCCCGAGUGCGUGGACGAUGUGUGAAACAACCCCGGAGUAUCUCAACGAACACAAGAUGAGACAAAAGAAGAAGAGACAGUGCGAAAAAUCAAUCACGCGGGAUAUCGUCGAACUUCCAAGUAUCAACUGGUUGUUAGUAAAAUCAUUGAAGCAUUCUAGAAAGCAUUCUAGAAAAUAAUAUUUUUACCGUCAUUUGUAAAAACAUUGAUCGUAAUUUAAGUUAUUCUUUUUUGAGCCGUAUUCUUGCUAAAAAGAUAAAGAUGCUAAAAAAGAUAAUAGAUAAAAGAUAAAAAAUUGAUUAAAUGAAUUAAUUAACUGUAAAUGAAUUUACAAUUAAUCGAUAUUAAUGAAACCAGUUGUGAAAGUUAAGAAUUUUGGUUCUUCUGUCUCUCUUGGUUUCAAUGGCUUCGAAGACGCGCGCUACAAAGCUCCCUGUUGUGCUUUGCGGAAUAUCAUCGCCACUCUAACCGAGAAUUACGAACCAUUCCAAAAUCAGUAUUGAAAUCAUUCCGUCUUCGCGAUUUUUAGAACUUCAAGUUCGGCUUCGGAAACUCGUACACUCUGCGACAAGACGCAAAAUAUCUGUUCUGUCAUACUCAUUUAUUUUACUUUCAUCGAUUUUGCAUAUCACAAAAAUUCUAUGGAAUAUUGCAAAAAAGUUGCAUUAACAAAUUGAUAUUAUUUAUGUUAAA
Messenger RNA from Linepithema humile (Argentine ant), 4609 nucleotides. RefSeq names its product ion transport peptide (gene ITP). Gene Ontology annotation, cellular component: extracellular region. Gene Ontology annotation, molecular function: neuropeptide hormone activity. Gene Ontology annotation, biological process: circadian rhythm. NCBI's taxonomy places the organism in Eukaryota, Metazoa, Arthropoda, Insecta, Hymenoptera, Formicidae. The record is from RefSeq and is a predicted model, not a curated record.